AUCUAUCCUCUCUACCGAUAUCCUAGCCUCCGCUAUGGAACGCAAAUCCAUAGAUAACGCGUGGGAGUUGCCUGUCCAGAGUGAGGACGCGACUCCUGGCGUCACCUCACAUAAAACCUCUCCCGAAGUGGUUGACAGAGCAUCAGCCUAUACUUCAAACCCCUCUCGCCCAUCAAUACUUGAAAGCUUCCGAGCCCAGGUUGCAGAUCAUCCUCAUGCCAUAGCUGUCUGUGCGGCUGACGGGGAGAUGACAUAUACCGAGCUCGACACCACCAGUACCAGACUAGCCUCACACUUGUGCAGUCUUGGUGUUGGUCCAGAUGUGUUUGUUCCACUGUUGUUCCACCGAUGCCAAUGGGUUGUUGUCGCCCAGCUCGCUGUUCUUAAAGCUGGUGGUGCAUUUGUGCCCCUGGAGCCCUCACAUCCUGAUCUCCGUUUGGCAAGCAUCGUUCAGCACACAAACUGUGGCUUUGUAGUGGCGUCCGAUGUGAACAAAGACAGAGCAGCACUGCUGGCGGAUAAGACUGUUUGUAUCGAUUGCAACUUCGUCUCUGGGCUACCAGUCAGUGAUGAGAUGUUGCCUUCACCAAGUCCAAACACCCCAGCCUAUGUGCUUUUCACCUCCGGUAGUACUGGUCAGCCCAAGGGUUGUGUCAUAGAACAUGGCGCUAUGGCGAACCUGCCAGAGCAGGCCAGUCUUGUGUACAUUGGACUCUCCGCCAGCUCCCGGGUGUUGCAAUUCGCGUCAUACUCCUUUGCCAUGUCGAUUAAUGAGAUAUACUUUGCAUUGGUCAGGGGUGCCACGAUAUGUAUUCCGUCUGAUCAUGACCGGAUCAACAGACUGCCUGCUACCAUGGAGGAACUGGGCGUGACCUGGGCAUGUAUUACACCUUCUCUGUUGCGAAGCCUUGACUCCAGAACUCCCCCAUCAAACUUGAAAACAAUCAUCCUCGGCGGCGAAGCAGUCCGCAAUGGCGAGUUUGAUGACUGGACUGCCCGUACUAGCAUGGUGUACAUCUAUGGCGCCAGUGAGAACUCUGGGUUUAUCGGCCUUGCACCUCAUCAAUCCGAGGGCGUUGCCUUCAGACCUCAUCCCUCCAUGAAGUUUUGGCUGGUAGAUGCUGAAGAUCAUCAUAGUCUUGUGCCAGUCGGGACUAUCGGAGAGCUGGUCAUCAAUGGACUAUCCCUUGGUCGAGGAUACCUUAAUGAUCCUGAGUCUACCUCUGCCGUCUUUAUUGACGCUCCUGCCUGGCAUCCAUGUGCAGGCCAGACAAAGCUUAACACCGUUCACUUGUACAAGACAGGCGAUCUGUUCCGCUGUGAAGAAGACGGCACUGUUCGCCACGUUGGACGGAAAGGAACACAGGCAAAGAUCCGGGGCAACCGCGUCGACUUGGCUGAGGUUGAGUUCCAUGUCCGCAAGUCCUGUCCUGGCGUCACACAGGUGAUAGCAGAAACAGGAACCUUAGCCGACGAGAGCGAAACUCACGUUCUGGUUGCCUUUUUGUACUCCCCCGAUUACAUCCGGGAGCAGAAGGAAACACUGUUCGCAGUCCCAUCAGACCGGUUCCGAUCCGACGUUCAGGUGAUCCAGACCGAACUGAAGAAGUUACUCCCCGAGCAUAUGCUACCGUCUAGUUAUGUGCCGCUACUAUCGAUGCCACUCACGAUCACGGGCAAGAUCGACCGCCUAGCCUUGCGAGAAAGGUUGCAAAAGUGUACUCGUGCCGAGCUAGACAUAUAUCACUCGAUCAGAGAUGUCGAUGUGACCCUACCCACUACUUCGCUUGAGCGAAGCCUUCAUAGCGUCUUUGCUCAAGUUCUGACACUGGAUCACGGUGCGUUUGGAGUUCAUCAUAGCUUCUUGCGCCUUGGAGGAGACUCAGUGUCAGCGAUGCGAGUAGUCGGUCUGUUCCGUUCAAACGAGUACCCACCUCUGGCCGUGGCGGACGUUUUGAGCCUGGAGACGGUCAGCAAGCUGGCCGUUCAUGUGGAGAGCGUCCAAGCAAUGGCUCCAGCUGCGAAGUCCGUCUUGAAACCCUUUUCUAUGAUUCAAGAAAAGGAGCAAGCUGUCGCAUUGGCAGCAGAGCAGUGCGGAGUCCCUAUCAGUGCAGUGGAGGACAUAUACCCGUGCACGGCGCUCCAGGCGGGUCUGAUGGUCUCGACGAUCAAAGUUCCAGGCCAGUAUAUUGCGCGAUUUGUCUUUCAACUUGCAAAGGAUACCAAUCUGAGUCGACUGCAAUCUGCAUGGCAAGUGGCGGUGAAUUCUAAUUCCAUAUUGCGGACUCGUAUUGUACAGAGUCCGUCCCAUGAGCUAGUGCAAGCAGUGCUUUAUGAAGGACAAUCUGGCAUUGAAUGGAAGAGCUAUUCCUCAGUCGACGCUUACCGGAGCGAGGACAGUGAUUUAUCCAUGGGCCCAGGGGAUCCUCUAGCACGAUUCAGCGUGAUCCAAGAUGCAUCAGGCCCAUCCAUUGCACUUACUCUGCAUCAUGCUGUCUUCGAUAUGCAUUCCCUCGGUCUGGUGCUGGAACAGGUCAAGAAAGCGUACUACAAAGAAAGAUUGCAGGUUCAAUCGUUUGGUCCAUUUAUUCAAUUUAUCGAGAACCAAGACAGGGCGGCGGAGCGAAACUUCUGGCAACACACAUUCAGCGAUCUCCGUGCCUCGGUAUUUCCAUCUCUGCCAAACGAUGCUGUUGUGCCCAAGGCAACGGCUAACUUACAGCGCACGGUCAAUCUUUCUUUGUUGGCUGGAUCCCGAGCUACGUUGUCCAACAUAGUUCGCUUGGCGUGGGGAGUUGUGGUUUCAAACCACACAGAGUCCGAGGAUGUGGUGUUUGGAGCGACGGUCACUGGCCGAGCUGCCCCGGUUGAUAGCAUCGAGAACAUAACGGGGCCAGCAAUUGCGACAGUUCCUGUCCGAGUGAUUUGUCCCCGUGAGAAAACGGUAGCAGAAAUCCUCUCAACCGUGCAGACCCAGGCCAUUCAAAUGAUACCCUUUGAGCAAACCGGUCUCCAAAACAUCCGACAGAUCAGUCCCGAAGCCGCUGCCGCUUGCGAUUUCCAGAGCCAACUUAUCUUCCAGCGACCAGAGCAUGUCCCAGAAGACGAUGUGCCUCCAGUCAUGUAUGGAAAGGGAGAUGCGUACGGUGGAGACAACUACAGUGUCUUCAUCAACUAUGUGAUCGGUUUAAUUUGCACACCUUCUGAUGACGGCGAUUCUCUGCAUAUCCGCGCUCAGUUCGAUCCGGAUCUCCUUCCGCGUGUCACGACGAGUCGUCUGGUCACCCAAUUUGCCAAUAUUCUGCAGCAGAUAUGCAGAGACCAGCAUAGGCUGCUCCGGGAGCUGGAUUUGGUUAGCCAGGAGGAGUUAAACAUCAUCAAACAAUGGAAUGGGGGAGACUUGUCUCCAGAGUCUCCCAACACUCUGCACGACAUAGUGCUCGAGAAUGCGAGAAAAGAGCCUCUAGCGACUGCAGUGACUUCUUGGGAUCGACAGCUCACGUAUGAAAGCCUUGCCUCGCUUUCAGCCGAUGUAGCCCAGCAGAUCAUCCAAGCCGGUGUCCAGCUCGGGGCGCGAGUUGCUUUAUGCUUCGAAAAGUCGAGCUGGCCAGUGGUGAGCAUGUUGGCGGUGCUACGCGCCGGUGCAGCAGUAGUCAAUAUUGAUCCCGCCCUGCCGCCGGCCCGGAUUGAAGCUAUCGUGAAAACAUCGCAACCGUCACUGAUCCUCUCAAGCUCUGCAAUGCGCCACGUGAUGGAUUCCUUGCAAACCGGAGUUCCCUUGCUCGAAGUUCCCUGUGGAAAACCUGCUCCAGCAGCGACCCCAGCGGAGUGGCCUUCUGUCCAUCCCCACGACGUAGCCUUUAUCCUGUUUACCUCCGGAAGCACUGGCACCCCGAAAGGAAUUGUCAUCGAGCAUCGCAAUUUCACAUCCGCUUUGCACAGCAUUGGCGAGGCCGCCGGUGCGCAUUCUGGCAUGCGAACGCUGCACUUUUGCAGUUACGCGUGGGACGUGAGUAUGGAAGAGGUAUUUCUCACCUGGGUCCAUGGUGGGUGUCUCUGCAUCCCGUCAGAAACGCAGCGGAUGUCCAACCUGGCCGGCUUCAUUGAAGAGUACCGAGUCAAUUGGGCUGCCAUGACUCCGUCUGCUGCGAUGGUCCUCAGUCCUGAUGAGGUUCCUGGGUUGAAAACGCUGCGUCUUUGCGGGGAGAAUAUCCCUGUGGAGAUGAUGGAAAUGUGGUCCUCGCGUGUGCGCUUGAUCAAUGGGUUCGGCCCAGCCGAGGCCUAUACUUGCGGCUCCCUCACAAUUGAGCCUGGCAUGCACUUCCCCGGUCGGAUCGGCCAUUUGUUUGGUUCUGCAGGCUGGGUUGUCGUAGCUGAUGAUGUCAACCGUCUUGCUGCCGUGGGAGCUGUGGGAGAGCUGUUGAUCGAGGGCCCGACGGUAACGCGGGGAUACUUUAACGAUCCAAGGAAGUCUCGGCAGGCGUUCAUCGAAGCUCCCGAAUGGCUGCGUAAGAUUCGUCCAGGUGGAAUUGCCGGUCGCAUUUAUCGCACAGGAGACUUGGCUCGAUACGAUGAAAAUGGAUACCUGCACUAUAUGGGGAGGAAAGAUAGCCAGGUGAAGCUCCGAGGCCAGCGACUCGUGCUGGGAGACAUUGAGCAUCAAGUGCAGCUCCACUUUCCGUCAGCGGUGCAGGCUGUAGCGGAAAUCAUCCGGCCACGCGAAGCGGCUGCAGCGUUGUUGGUUGUCUUCAUUGCUCGAGAGUCUGUCGGUUUCAAUGGUGAUGAUUCGCUCCUGCAAGAUCCGGACGAGGAGCUUUUGCACCAGAGUGCAUCUGCAACCGCACGUAUCCAGGAUGCCCUCCCUGCCCAUAUGGUCCCAUCGGCGAUACUCCCAGUUUACCAAAUCCCCAGGGGUAGAACCGGAAAGAUCGACCGCCGAACCCUGCGAGAGGCAGCCGAGCAGUUGUCCCCAGAAGAACUCCAAUCCUAUGUCGUGGGAGCAAACCGGGCAGACAGCGCAAAAGAGCCCCCGCGUACUGCAGCAGAGAUGCUGUGGCAGGCACUCUGGGCGCGAGUUCUCUCCAUCCCAGAAAGCCGUAUUGGACGGGACGACCAUCUCUUCCGGAUCGGCGGCGAUUCCAUUCAUGCGAUGAAGCUGGCAGCACUUGCUCGAAAGGCGGGUCUGGCCCACGUCACAUUCCAGGAUAUCUUUCAUCAUCCUUGUUUGAAGGAUAUUGCUGUGGUAGCUGGCACCUCUACCGAGGUCGGGACUCUCCAGGGACCAUUAACCUUGGCUCCGUUUGCACUUGUUGAUGAUAUCGAGACGCUUCUUCCAGUAGCGAGCAAUCAAUGUGGGACCUCCGUUGACCGCAUCGAAGACAUUUACCCCUGCACACCAAUGCAGGCUGCUCUUAUUGCGUCCACUAUCCAUCAGCCUGAUGCCUAUAUGGCAUGCAAAUCCUUUAUCCUGGCGGAUGGGGUCGACACUGAUAAACUGAAGCGGGCCUGGGAAAUCGUCGCGGAGGCUCAUCCUAUCCUGCGUACACGCAUCACUCAGACUAGCACCGGAACCUGCUAUCAGGUUGUUCUGAAAGAACCACUGAGCUGGUCAUAUCAGGAGGAUCAUUCCACUUCACCCGAGCCUGCUGUAGGCCUUGGAACAUCGCUUGUUAGCCUCAUCCUCUGUCCGGGUCACCUGCUUCUUUCUAUCCACCACGCCCUGUACGACGCGUGGUCCCUGCGCUUACUCGUUGACGAGGUGGACAGAGCAUACCGUCAGCUCCCCUUGGAGCCACUGACUCCAUUCAAAAAGUUCAUCGCACACGUGGAAAGCUGCAUGGAGUCGGCCGCAGUGUUCUGGAAAGAGGAGUUGCAGAAUGUCGAUGCAUUGCAUUUUCCCGCCCUUCCAUCUCUCAACUAUCGACCCAAGCCCCAAUCCUUCAUUCGCAGGACAAUCGCCUUGCCGGAGACUCCAAAGUCCCACGACGCGACCAUAGCCUCUAAGAUCAAGCUCGCUUGGGCCCUCGUCAGCAGGACUUAUACAAACAGCGAUGACAUCAUCUUCGGGGUGACCUCGUCCGGCCGAACCGCGCCAGUCGUUGGAAUCGAGGGUAUUGCAGGUCCCACUCUUGCGACAGCGCCCCUGCGCCUUCGUCUUGACCCGACGCAGAGUUUAGCCGAGGCUCUGGACAAGUUGCAGAACCAUUCGGUGCGGCAAAUGGGGCAUGAGCAGUUGGGCUUGCAGCAGAUCAGCCAGCAAAGUGAAAGUGCGGCCACAGCGUGUCAAUUUCAGACUCUUGUUGUGGUUGACCCAAAAGAGGUCCCCGAGUCCGAGCACUUGUGGUAUUGCCAUGCGGAGUUCUUGUCGGAUACCAACCAUUUUAGUAGCCAUGCAUUGCUGCUGCACUGUCAACCGCUCCUUGGGGAUUCCGAUAUCAGUGUGACGGUCACUUUUGAUUCGGCUGUGGUGCCCAGUGCUCAGAUGGAUCGCAUCUUCGCGCAAUUUGAACAUAUCUUGUUGCAAAUCCACGUUGCGGAUAUGGAUGCUAUGAUUAGUGACCUGGAGUUCGUCAGCCCGCAUGACUGGAAUGAGCUGAUUGAAUGGAACGUGUUGGCUUACCAGCAAGACGUGCAGUGCGUCCACAGCUUAGUUCACGAACGAUGCCAAAUAUGGCCAGAUUCAGUCGCCAUCCAUGCGUGGGACGGGGACUUUACAUACCGCCAGCUGGAUGAGCAUGUCGCGCAACUGUCACACCACAUUCAGAGACUAGAUGUAGUUCAUCCGAAUACAUUUGUCGCUCUGUACUUCGAGAGAUCUCGAUGGACUAUAGUCGCACAACUGGCCGUUCUUCGUGCUGGUGGAGCCAUUACAAUGCUCGAUUCUUCGCAGCCCACCGGUCGCCUCCGCGAUAUCUGCACAGAUAUCCAGCCUGUUCUCAUUCUGACUUCUCCAGCGCAGAAGAACUUCGCCAGUGCCCUGUUUGAUGCACCCGUGCUGAUAGUCGAGUCUGCGCUUCCGGCUCAGUUGAUGCGUUGCGUUGAGGCCGGCAGCCACGGUGUCCGCCCAUCCGAUGCCAUGUACACAAUCACUACUUCCGGCACCACGGGUAAGCCGAAGGUCGUGGUCAUCGAGCAUCGAUCAUUCGUCGCCAAUACGAAACCUGUGAUCAAACGGAUGGCCUUCAAUUGUGAUACACGGACGCUCCAAUUCACCUCAUACGGCUUCGAUCCCAUGUACAUUGAGCAUUUUAUGACACUGCUAGCGGGCGGUUGCAUCUGCAUCCCAUCUCAAUCAGAUCUUGAUAAUCGCCUGGCGCAAGUCAUCACGGAAAUGGGAGCAAACUGGGCCACGCUGACUUCCUCAGUCAUUCAACUGCUCUCGCCGGAGGUCGUCCCCACCAUGCGAACCCUGAUACAGGGCGGAGAGCCGAUGCAGCAGAGCGUUGUGGACCGUUGGGCAUCGCACGUGCGACUUGUCAAUGCGUACGGCCCCUCUGAAUGCAGCAUCGUCAGCUGCAUCAGCGAUCCGUUCUGCCCAGACACAUACCCCAACACUAUCGGCCGCGCCACUGGAGGUUCCGCGUGGAUCGUGCACCCAGAGACUCUGGAUCCAUUGCCCAUCGGAGCAGAGGGUGAACUCAUAAUCGAGGGCGCAAUUGUCGGCCGAGGCUAUUUCAAUAAUCCAGAACGAACGGCUGCUGCGUACAUACCUGUGCCAAGCUGGCUACAGAGACUCCGCGUUGAGUGUGAGGAAGCUCGGGUGUACCGCACGGGUGAUCUGGUGAAGUACAACUCCGAAGGAGAGAUUGUGUACAUCCGUCGCAAGGAUUCACAAACCAAGCUCCGCGGUCAACGUCUCGAACUGAUGGAAGUCGAGCAUCACGUUCAGCAAUGCUUUCCGGACGCCCUUCAAGCCGUGGCUGCUAUUUCGUCUCUCGGCACAAGCACCGGAGCUCUGGUCGCCCUAGUUCUAUGUGCAUCUGCAUCGGGCCAGUCUUCGAAUGAAGGGGACAUUUUGCUUCCAGCAGCGAGCACUUCCAGGUUUUUGAAGGACGCACAUAUUGCCGAAGCAGCUCUCCAGGAACGAGUGCCCGCAUAUAUGGUCCCAAAUCUUUUCAUCCCCGUGUCACGCAUCCCGAGAGAUGUGAAUGGGAAAGUCGACCGACGGCAGAUCAACAAUCGUCUGGCCUCUCUUUCGCGACUGGAAGCCGAUAGCUAUCGCUCGGCAUCUACCGUCGUGGUGCCCCCUCAAAACGACAUCCAGCGUGAUAUCCGUGGGAUUUGGGCUGUUGUGCUGAAUAUACCCCCGGAAGAAAUCGGUAUUAACAAGAGCUUCUUCCGCAUCGGCGGUGACUCCAUUACCAGCAUGCAGGUAGCGGCGCAGUCCGGGGCUGUGGGAAUCCCUAUUACCGUGCAAGACCUAUUCAAGUACCGGACAAUCGAGCAAUUGGCCCUGCAUACAGUCCGAUCCCAUAGCGAGGUGGCGAAGACGGAAGAGGACGAUAUUAUUGAUACACCGGUGGACCUUUCUCCCAUUCAACAGAUGUUCUUUGACUGUGCACCUCCAAGCCCAAAUUACUUUACACAAACUUUUCCCUUGCACUUGGGGAAGGCUGAUAUGAGCGGUAGGACUCUUGCACAGGCGCUUGACGUGCUAGUCCAGACACACUCGAUGCUCCGGGCUCGGUUUGAGAAAGGUCCGGAUGACCGGUGGAUGCAGAGGAUUCCGUCCUGUGUGGAUGGCAGCAGCUAUCGGCACCGUGAUCAUGGCGUUCAGUCACAGGACAGUAUUGAGGCUAUCUGUCGCAUCAGUCAAAGGUCUUUGGAUAUCCAGCAUGGGCCGUUGCUGAUAGUCGAUCAAUUUCAACGCGACGAUGGCAGGCUCUUCAUAUCCCUUGUUGCACAUCACCUGGUGAUUGAUCUCGUGUCAUGGAGAGUCAUUCUCGCCGACCUUGAGCAGCUCCUGACUACCGAGUCGGUGCCUGCUAUUCCCUCUAUGCCGUUCCUCCGGUGGUGUCAGCUCCAGGCCGACUAUGCAACGAGGUGUCUGCCUGCCCCGCAGAACGAGGCUGAGACUGUCACGGCGUUUUGGGGAAUCGAUGCGAUCAGUCACAAUACUCACGCUGAUGUCGACAGUUAUGGGUUCAGUCUUGACGAGGAAACUAGUCAAAUCCUAAUAGGCCGUGCAAACGAAGCGCUUACCACGCAGCCCGUCGAGAUUAUCCAGGCAGCUGUCCUGCAUUCCUUCGUUCAGCUUUUCCCAGACCGGCCAGCUCCCGUCAUUUUUUCCGAAGGUCAUGGCCGUGAGCCGUGGGAUGCCAGUGUGGACCUUUCCCGUACCGUGGGGUGGUUCACCACCGUCUGGCCCACCACAGUGUCACUGGCCGCUUCUGAAGGAUUGGUGACCGCUCUUCGACGCACAAAGGACGCUCGUCGGCAGACUCCCGCAAAUGGUUGGCAGUAUUUUACCUCCCAGCAUCUCCAUCCUCAAGGCGCCAAAACCAUGGGAGAUAUAGAAAUCGUGUUGAACUACCAGGGCCGGUACCAGCAGCUGGAGCGCGUCGGCGCCCUGCUGACUCUAGACGCAGGGAACGAACUCGGCGUUGGAGAUAUUGCUGAGGAUAUGCCCCGGUUCGGUUUGCUUGACGUCUCGGCUCACAUCAUUGGGGAUCGUCUGCGCUUGCAGUUCUUAGUCAAUCGCCGGAUGCGCCACCAGGACCGUCUCCAGAAGUGGGCAGAACAGUGUGAGAGGUCUCUGCGCGGGAUGGCCGAUAAGUUACCCUCUAUGAUGCACCGCCACACUGUUUCGGAUUUCCCGCUCCUGGGAACUGUCACCUCCGACCAGGUUGAUCGAUCGUUGCAAGAGAUCAUUCCCAGAUUGGACGGAGAGAUUGAAGAGAUUUAUCCGACUACUCCGGUCCAGCAGGGCAUGCUUCUGAGCCAAGCCCGCAACCCAGGGUAUUAUCAGCAGGUCAUGCGUUGGAAAGUGAUCCGCACUCAAGCUGAUGGAGCGCCCCUCGAUGUUAGACAGUUGGAACGUGCAUGGCAACAGGUGGUUGAUCGACAUCCGGCCCUGCGCACGGUGUUUGUAGAGCUUUCCGAAGGAUCCAUGGACCAGCUUGUGCUCAAAGGUGUGUCCGUGGCCAUCCAAAUCCCGACGGACAAUGCAACGAAAACCGAUCGCAUUCGACCUUCCGCGUGCCUACAUCUCCAAAAGUCCACACUUGAUGAGAUUCUGGUUGAGUUGGAAAUUAAUCAUGCGCUCAUUGAUGGCCCCUCGGAGCGGAUCCUUCGGCGCGACCUUGCCCUGGCCUAUGGUGGGCAUCUUUCCCCGAGCCAUGCACCAUCGUAUCGGGAUUAUGUCGCGUAUUUACAGAGCACCACCGGUUCUGGUCCGAAUGGGGAGGCGUACUGGCGCGGAUAUCUCGAUUCCGCAAUUCCCUGCAUCUUCCCCAACCUCACGGACGGUUCCACAAUGAUCCCUUGUGACAAUAAGAAGCAAGCGGAGUUUGGCUCGCUCUUCGUAGAGCUUGGUUCUACCCCGAAUAUGGAGGAGUUUUGUGAGGAACAUGGUCUGGCGUUGAGCAGUGUGUAUCAAGCGGUCUGGGCAAUUGUGCUGCAGUGUUAUACCGGCUUGACCAGUGUCUGUUUCGGGCACAUGGUAACCGGUCGGAGUGUUCCAGUCCCUGGCGUACAGGAUAUAGUUGGGCCCGCGAUGAAUCUGCAUGUCGCGCAUUUGCAUAUUCAGCCCGAGGCGUCGGUGCUAUCUGUCCUCCAGCAGUAUCAUGACGACCGGCUGCGCAGCCUGAAGUAUCAAAGUUACUCCUUCGCAAAGAUUCUGCAGGCAGUCGGUGCGACAGGGAAUGAACUGUUCAACACUAGCAUCUCAGUCCAGGACCGGCGACGACAAGGGGCGGGUAUUGACGAGACUUUGACAACUGUUUCCGUUGAAGAAUAUGGAGGAGAGGACCGGAGCGAGGAGUCUUUCAUUCCCCGCAAACACGCUGCAACUAUCGGUCAGACCUUUGCACAAGUGCUGUCCGAGGUGAUAUCCCGGCCCUCCCACCUAGUCCGGGACAUUGAGCUCCUUGAUCCAGCGCAGCGGACAUUGCUCGCAACCCGAAAUAGUGUUGUACCGGAAGCCGUGACAGAUCACGUACAUCACGCAAUUCAUCGUCUAAGCCUUGACCAUCCCACUGCCCACGCUGUCUGUGCUUGGGACGGAGAUUUCACAUUCGAGGAACUGGACCGUCUCUCCACCAUCCUGUCAGAGGAGCUAAUCCAGCAAGGCGUGGGGAUUGAAAUGCCCAUCCCACUUUAUCUAGAUAAAUCGCGCUGGACUCCAGUAGCCCUACUGGCAGUGUUGAAAGCCGGGGCAGCCUUUUUGCUACUCGAUACGUCACAUCCCCUUAUCAGGCUCCGGGCCAUUUUUGAAGAUACCAAGGCUCGUCUUGUACUGGCCUCAUCCACCCUGGUUAAGGAAGCUAGCAACCUGGCGUCCUGCGUCAUCGACGUGGGCGAUCGACUGCUUAGUGUAAACUCGAAUGAUACCCACUGUCAUGAUGUUCAUGUGAACGGGUCGAAUGCCGCCUACUUUAUCUUCACUUCAGGCUCGACCGGCAAGCCAAAAGGAAUUGUCAUUCACCACUCCUCGCUUGCCACCAGUCUGGAUGGCAUGAUCCGUCGCUGGGGCAUCACUGCAACGUGCAGAAUGCUCCAAUUUGGCUCGCAUGCAUUCGACAUCGCCGUUGCCGAACUCCUCCUUCCUCUUGUUGCCGGAGGAUGCGUUUGUAUCCCUUCCAAUGCCGAGAGAGGCGGAGACAUCACCGGCGCCAUGAAUCGCAUGGAAGUCAACUUCGCUAUGGCAACGCCCACAGUCGCCCGUUCUUUCAAUCCCGACCAGCUCAAACAUCUCAAAACAUUGAUCUUGGCCGGAGAGGCUAUCUCAGCUGCCGAUCUGGCGAUCUGGUGUGGGAAGGUCAUUCUCUUUGGAGGCUAUGGCCCGGCAGAGUGUGCCAUGUGCAGUGCAUCAACCCCAGUCAUUGUCAAGUCUGAUAAUCCGCGCAAUAUCGGGUUUUCGUCGGGUUGUGUUACGUGGGUUGUGGACCGAGACGAUUACCACCGGCUCGUUCCUGAAGGCGCUGUCGGCGAGCUUCUUGUUGAGGGACCUAAUGUCGCUCGGGGGUAUCUUAAUAAUCCGCUGAAGACUGCUGAAGUGUUUGUAGAGGCUCCCUGCUGGCUAAAAGCUAUUCGGGGGGAGAGGCAGACAAUCCUCUUAUACAGGACCGGGGAUUUGGUUCGAUUCGCGGAGGACGGAUCGUUGAUUUUUGUGGGCCGGCAGGAUCACCAGAUUAAAAUCCGUGGUCAAAGGCUAGAACUUGGGGAGGUAGAGUCGCAAGUCUCCCGGGCUUUCUGUGAUAGCCUUGUUCUGGUGGAACUUGUAAAGCAUGUCGACUCUCCCUUCCUCGUGGCGUAUGUCCUCCAGAGGGUUGGCGAUGAUGCCACGGGCAACACCACGGCUCUCGUACAAGUUCAUCCUCCUUCGGAGACUUUCUCCAAUGCUGUGCGUGCUGCAGUUGACCAGCUUCACGAGGCGAUGCCAUCCUACAUGAUCCCUAGUGCCUUUCUGCCCCUAGCAGAGCUGCCCAAGGGUGCCACUGGCAAGACUGAUCGCAAGUGCCUGCGGGAGCACGCAGCAUCUUUAUCGCGGGAGGAGCUCGAGGCCUACAGUGCCAUCGUGAAAUCGAGACGCGUUCCAUCUACGCCUCUGGAAGCCCAGCUGCAGGAGCUUGUGGCAUGCGCUCUGAACCGGUCCCCCGACAGCAUCCCGUUGGAUGAGGACAUCUUCCAAGCCGGCCUGGACUCAAUGAAGGCCAUGUCCCUGGCAGGAUCCGCUCGUCGAGCGGGUCUGAGCCUUACAGUGCAAGCAAUUUUUCGUCAUCCACGAUUGUCCGAUCUGGCUGCAGUGCUGGAAGGUGAGGACGAUGAAGCCUACCCUCCGCCCCCUCCAAGUGCUCUAUUGGAACACGCCGAUGAGCUGUGCGCGAAGUGGCACAUCGAUCGAAACAAUGUGCUCGACAUCAUCCCAGCCACAUACUAUCAGCGAACGUCAAUUGAAAGCCACCACUUGGCACAUGUGACCAUUCACUUCCCCCAGCUCCUCGAUGAGAUCCGGUUGAAGGAUGCCGUCGUCGCGACCAUUGAAAGACACCCGAUCCUGCGAACGGUCUUUGUCCCCUUCGAGAAUACACACAUCCAGAUUGUGCUGCGCCAGGUGGACCUGCCAGUUCAGACAGUCCGCACUGACAACAAUCCCGAAGAGGUCCUCCUAGCCAUCUGCCACACGGAUGCCGCCAAGCCAGUUCCUUUCGCGUCGCCCACCCUGCAGCUUUUCGUUGUGACGAGCAAGACCCGCAUGUCCCUGGCGUUGAGAGUCAAUCACGCGCACUACGACGGUAUGACAGUGUUGUUCCUCAUCCGGGAAAUAGGCACUCUCUAUGCAAAUUCGACAGCAGACCUACCCGCCAGCCUAGAGUAUCCCGAAUUUAUCGCCCAUCGUGUGCAGCGUACCCGGCCAGCGGCGUUUGAGUUCUGGCGCGGACUGCUCCAAGGCUCGUCCAUGACACAUCUGACUCUGUAUGACGAAACCGUUGGCUUCCCCAAACGCUCGCGCAUGGACCUCCUGGUGAACAGCUGGGCCGAGAUCCCGAUGCCCGAGUUACAGGGCGGCGUCACGAUGGCCACCGUUCUCAAAUCUGCCUGGGCCGUAUGUCUGGCGGAAUACACCAAGCGCACCGAUGUGGUCUUCGCGCAGAUUUCCAGCCACCGCGCCCUCCCCAUCGAUCGAAUCGACCGCACCGUCGGGCCGUGCGUGAACUACCUGCCCGUCCGCGUUCCGCUGCAAGCAGACUGGACCGCAAAAGAGCUCUUCCACUGGGUCCAGGGCCAGCACAUCCGGGGCAUGUCGCACGAUACAAUUGACUGGGACGAGAUGGUCGCUCGCAGCACCGAGUGGCAUCCUGACUCCCCGCCCGGCACGGGUCUCCACUGGUUGAAUGCCAGCGGCCUCUGGGAUACAGACUAUCUCUUCGGUGGAUGCGUCCCGGCGAGAAAUCGUCACGUUGAUACUCAAAUGCUUCACCGACAUCCGAUGAUGAUGUGUGUUCCAGUUCCCGCUGCCGAUGGAGAGAGUGGGGGUGUGACCAUGCUUCGGAUGAUGCUUAUGAGUCCGACCUUCGGUCAGGAGGUUGCCGAUAGGCUCGUUGAGAGAUUCAGGGGAAUUGUUGUACGGUUGACCGCGAGGCCGGAGGAGUUAGUGCUGGGGGGAGAUUGA
Messenger RNA from Aspergillus heteromorphus CBS 117.55, 14332 nucleotides. Its product is annotated as acetyl-CoA synthetase-like protein. The record is from RefSeq and is a predicted model, not a curated record. Gene Ontology annotation, biological process: secondary metabolite biosynthetic process; amino acid activation for nonribosomal peptide biosynthetic process. The coding region runs from base 35 to 14332 and encodes 4765 amino acids. Gene Ontology annotation, molecular function: catalytic activity; phosphopantetheine binding. NCBI's taxonomy places the organism in Eukaryota, Fungi, Ascomycota, Eurotiomycetes, Eurotiales, Aspergillaceae. The transcript is spliced from 2 exons. Gene Ontology annotation, cellular component: cytoplasm.